CCAUCCAGUAUCCACUGGAGUUUGUGGAGGAGGCUGUACGUCCACAAAGCAAAUCUUGCGCCAUCUUCAUUUCGUUGUUUUAAUUAAGAAGCUGAGAACCAGAGAGCAUUUGAAAAGUGCGGGGGAAGGAAGCUACACUCCGAUUAACAAUAAUGGAGAAACUGGCAAUUCCUUGCCAAACAAAGCCUCCCAUUCCAGUCCCCGCUUCAAUUAUCAAAGCCAAACCGCUUAAAUUCUCCCCAAAACCAAGUAAAACUGCUAUAUUUUUCACCCAUAAAAUCAGUACAAAGUUUAAUGACGACCAUUUGAGGUACCUCUGCAACAACGGCCUCCUCUCAGAAUCCAUAACUGCCAUUGAUGCAAUGUCUAAACGUGGGUCUAAGAUAAGCACCAGUACGUAUAUCAAUUUGCUUCAAUCUUGCAUAGAUGUGAAUUCUAUUGAAGUGGGUCGCGAGCUUCAUGUUCGUGUGCGUUUAGUCGAUCAGGUAAACCCAUUUGUUGAGACCAAGCUAAUUAGCAUGUAUGCUAAAUGUGGGUUUCUAGAAGAUGCACGUAAGGUGUUUGAUGGAAUGCGGGAGAGGAAUUUGUACACUUGGUCGGCCAUGAUAGGUGCAUAUUCGAGAGAGCAGAGGUGGAAAGAAGUAGUUAAACUUUUCUUUUUGAUGAUGGGAGAUGGGGUACUGCCUGAUGCUUUUCUUUUCCCAAAAAUACUUCGGGCUUGUGGGAAUUGCGAGGAUCUUGAAACUGUGAAGUUGAUACAUUCUGUGGUUAUUCGAUGUGGGAUGAGUUGUUUUAUGCGUGUGAGCAAUUCUGUCCUGACGGCAUUUGUAAAAUGUGGGAAAUUGAGUCUAGCAAGGAAGUUCUUUGAGAACAUGGACGAAAGAGAUGGGGUCUCUUGGAAUGCUAUAAUAUCUGCCUAUUGCCAGAAGGGAGAUGGUGAUGAAGCUAGGAGAUUGCUUGAUGCAAUGAGUAAUGAAGGGUUCGAACCAGGGUUGGUAACUUGUAACAUACUGAUUGCUAGUUAUAGCCAGUUGGGGAAUUGUAAUCUUGUUAUAGAAUUGAAGAAGAAGAUGGAGAGUCUUGGGAUAACCCCUGAUGUCUAUACUUGGACUUCUAUGAUUUCAGGUUUUGCUCAAAGCAGUAGGAUUAGUCAAGCAUUGGAUUUCUUCAAGGAGAUGAUUCUAUGUGGGGUUGAACCAAAUGCUAUAACUAUUACGAGUGCAACCUCAGCCUGUGCAUCCUUGAAAUCACUGCAAAAUGGGUUGGAAAUACAUUGUUUUGCAGUUAAAAUGGGAAUUUCUCAUGAAGUAUUGGUUGGGAAUUCACUUAUUGACAUGUAUUCCAAAUGCGGAAAAUUGGAAGCUGCUCGCCAUGUCUUUGACAUGAUUUUGGAAAAAGACAUUUUUACAUGGAACUCAAUGAUUGGAGGAUAUUGUCAGGCUGGAUAUUGUGGUAAAGCAUAUGAACUUUUUGUGAGAUUAAGGGAAUCAGAUGUAUUGCCUAAUGUCGUUACAUGGAAUGUGAUGAUAUCAGGAUGUAUACAGAAUGGCGAUGAGGAUCAAGCUAUGAACCUCUUUCAAAUUAUGGAAAAAGAUGGGGAGGUUAAGCGGAAUACAGCAUCCUGGAAUUCUCUAAUUGCUGGGUUCCAGCAGCUUGGUGAAAAGAACAAAGCUUUAGCAGUAUUUCGACAAAUGCAGUUUCUCUAUUUUAAUCCUAAUUCAGUGACUAUCUUGAGCAUCUUACCAGCUUGUGCAAGUGUGAUGGCAGAGAGAAAAAUAAAGGAAAUCCAUGGUUGCGUGCUGCGCAGAAACCUAGAAUCAGAGCUUCCUGUUGCAAACUCACUGAUAGACACUUAUGCCAAGUCAGGGAACAUUCAAUAUUCAAGAACAAUCUUUGAUGGCAUGUCAUCCAAAGAUAUUAUCACCUGGAAUUCAAUUAUUGCAGGAUAUAUUUUACAUGGUUGUUCAGAUGCUGCUUUUGAUUUGUUUGAUCAGAUGAAAAGGUUCGGAAUUAGGCCAAAUCGAGGGACGCUGGCUAUUUGUUUUUGCUUUUUCUUCUCACAGAGUUUUGAUGAUUCCCGAAAAAUUAAGCCAGUCCCGGGUGGACCUUUUGGAGGACCAGGUGGAAACAAUUGGAAUGAUGGAGUUUUUUCGACGGUUAGGCAGUUGGUAAUUUGUCAUGGAGCUGGCAUCGACUCCAUUAAGAUUCAAUAUGAUGUGAAGGGAAGUUCAAUUUGGUCAGAUAGACAUGGAGGAAAUGGAGGCACUAAAACUGACACGGUUAAGCUUGAACUUCCGGAUGAGUACUUGACUAUGAUCCGUGGACACUAUGGUAGCUUCGUGUCAUUUGGCCAAGUUUUUGUUCGAUCCCUUACUUUCGUGAGCAACAAAAGGAAGUUCGGACCUUAUGGGGUCGAACUAGGAACAGUUUUCUCGUUCCCAGUGGCUGAGGGCAAGAUUGUCGGGUUCCAUGGCAGGAGCGGAUUGUACCUGGAUGCCAUUGGAGUUUACCUAAAGCCUAUUCAGAUGCAAACGCCACCUAAAGCAAUGAUUCAAUCACAGAAUUAUGUCGCUAAUAAGACUGAAAAUGAAGCCUAUUCAAUUAUACAAGGAAGUGUUGGCCAAAAUUAUGAUAUUGUUCUUGCUGUAAGGCAGAAGGAUGAAUUCAGAAAGCCUCUUCCAACUACUUCCUCAAAACAAGCAUCUAGUUCCUCAAGCUCAGAAUCAAGUGAUGAAGAAUCCAUAGACAAGGAUAGAACUCAAAUGAUGGCUGGUUAUGGUCAAUCUCAGAGGCCUGUUAAGAAGGUACCAUCAAAAGUCGAAAAUGUGGUACCAUACGGACCCUGGGGUGGCUCGGGCGGAACAGCAUUUGAUGAUGGAUGUUACUCUGGUAUUAGACAAAUAAACGUGUCGCGCAAUGUUGGAAUUGUUUACAUAAGAGUUCUGUAUGCCUGCGAUGAGGAAUUUAUAUGGGGAAGCCGAGCUGGUGGAACUGGAGGAUUCAAACAUGACAAGGUUAUCUUCGACUAUCCAUACGAAAUCUUGACUCAUGUAACUGGACACUAUGGACCUGUAAUGUACAUGGGACCUAAUGUUAUCAAGUCACUCACAUUCCAUACUACAAAAACUAAGUACGGACCAUUCGGAGAGGCACUAGGAACCCCCUUUAGUACCAACGUCAGGGAGGGAGGAAAGGUUGUUGGCUUUCAUGGGAGGAAAGGUUUGUUCCUAGAUGCUCUUGGCGUGCACGUGGUAGAAGGAAAGGUGACCCCGCUGUCUCGUCCUCCCUGCAGUGAUAUUGUUCCUGCUGAACCACCAUCACUCGGAACCGAGAGUGCCCAUUGGAGUAAGAAACUGGCACCGUCAAAAGGAGGAUCAGCUGAAGCGGUUGCUCACGGUGUAGUGAAAGAACCAGCCCCCUGUGGACCCGGGCCAUGGGGCGGGGAUGGUGGGAAACCUUGGGACGAUGGAGUAUUUUCUGGUAUUAAACAGAUAUACUUGACGAGGUCUCUGGAAGGUUUCUGUUCGAUCCAAAUUGAAUAUGAUCGAAAUAAGCAAUCAGUUUGGUCAGUUAAGCAUGGAGGAAACGGCGGAACAACCGUACAUCGGGUAAAAUUGGAGUAUCCACAUGAAGUGUUGACUUGUAUAUCAGGAUAUUAUGGUUACGUCAGUAAAGAUGAGAGACAACAAGUUAUAAAAUCGCUUACUUUACACACGAGCAGAGGGAAGUUUGGUCCGUUCGGGGAGGAGAUAGGGUCGUUUUUCACCUCGACUACGACAGAGGGCAAGGUGGUUGGCUUCCAUGGGAGGAGCAGCUUGUAUUUGGACGCCAUUGGAGUUCAUAUGCAACACUGGCUUGGAAGCCAAAGGACUUCCAAAUCUUCUCUGUUCAAACUGUUCUGAUAUCAAAUUAGAGAACUAAUUAAAAAGCUGGGGAUGGAACGAUAUGAUCCAUUAAUAAUCAAUUCUGGAAAAAUGAAAUUCUGUGGUCUUUUCUUUUUCUUCCAUUUGUAGGGAAAAUAAUAUUAUGCUUAUCAAUAAAUGCUUAUAAUACUCUUCCUACA
This is a messenger RNA of Momordica charantia (bitter melon), 4063 nucleotides long. NCBI's taxonomy places the organism in Eukaryota, Viridiplantae, Streptophyta, Magnoliopsida, Cucurbitales, Cucurbitaceae. The record is from RefSeq and is a predicted model, not a curated record.